Messenger RNA from Stegodyphus dumicola, 531 nucleotides. RefSeq lists its product as uncharacterized. Lineage: Eukaryota; Metazoa; Arthropoda; Arachnida; Araneae; Eresidae. The record is from RefSeq and is a predicted model, not a curated record.
AUGAGCGAUUUGCCGUCUAGUCGCGUUUCGCCUGCUCCUGCGUUUUUGCGCUGUGGAGUGGAUUACGCAGGUCCUUUUCAAAUUAAAGCAAAUAAGGGUCGAGGCUCUAGGUCAUUCAAGGCAUAUAUAGCUCUAUUUGUUUGUUUUACGACAAGAGCUAUUCACCUAGAAUUAGUGACUGAUCUUUCAGCAGAUGCUUUUAUUGCAGCUCUUAAGAGGUUCAUUUCCCGCAGAGGCAAAAGCAGUGAUAUAUAUAGCGAUUGUGGUUCCAAUUUUGUUGGAGCAAAACGCAAACUGAUGGAAUUUGAAAGGCUUGCUAGGUCUGCAACUUAUAACCAAAAUGUUAGCAGAUAUUUGGUUGAUAAUGGCAUUAAAUGGCAUCUAAACGUUCCAGGUGCGCCACAUAUGGGUGGACUCUGGGAAGCUGGCAUAAAAUCAACAAAAUACCAUUUAAAACGAGUAGUUGGUGAGGCGAGAUUGACAUAUGAAGAAUUUGAAACAUUUCUCACACACAAUAGAAGCUUGUCUUAA